This is a messenger RNA of Delphinapterus leucas (beluga whale), 2922 nucleotides long. RefSeq names its product zinc finger protein interacting with ribonucleoprotein K-like. Gene Ontology annotation, cellular component: nucleus. Gene Ontology annotation, molecular function: DNA-binding transcription factor activity, RNA polymerase II-specific; sequence-specific DNA binding. Gene Ontology annotation, biological process: regulation of transcription by RNA polymerase II. NCBI's taxonomy places the organism in Eukaryota, Metazoa, Chordata, Mammalia, Artiodactyla, Monodontidae. The record is from RefSeq and is a predicted model, not a curated record.
GUUCUGUGUCUUCCCCCAACCCCCGCGCCGGGGGAGACCUCCCAUGUAGCCCGCGACCACCCGGGUCAGCGUAGGGGUUCCCAUAUGGGGUCGAAGCGUCGCCGACCCCUCAUCCGGACAUUUUCCGGGCAACCUCCGUACAGGGCCACAGGGUAGACCGCCGCCCGGGCCAUAGAGCCCUAACACGGCCUCCGGGACUCCGUGAUCUCGGUGUGGGCGCCCUCCUCUGUGGCUGGUGGGGCCAUGGGAACUACGCUACCCACAAUGCCGGAGGCCGAGGGCCAAGACUAGCAGCCAAUGAACGCCCGAAAGCAGGGCGUUUUCUCGUUCGGACCAGAGGAUGUGGGUGGGACUUCCGGCGCCGCUGUUGUGGCAGUCACUAUGGCUGCUCCAGUGUCCAACAGCGAUACGAGUACUUUAGGAGAGCGGAGUCAGGAUCGGGGUGACCAGAGCGAGGAGGCUUUAGAGGAGAGGUUGUCCCCACUGCACAGCGGCGAGUCUGCAGAGCCGCGGCGGUAGAUGACGAUUGUACACGAGUUCCGUCUCUGUCGCCCACCACCUAAGACCCCGCUCCUCCCAGACUCCGAUGGCGGCGGCCGCGCCGAGGGACCCGCCUCAGACUCCCAUGACUACAGAAGUGCUUAUGGACUGUACAAAGGGCUGUGUGACCUUUGAGGACGUGGCCAUUUACUUCUCGCAGGAGGAGUGGGGGCUCCUUGAUGAGGCUCAGAGACGCCUGUACCACAAGGUGAUGCUGGAGAACUUUUUACUUACAGCCUCAAUGGUUUGUUUGCAUGGAACAGAGAAGAAAGAGACACCUUCUGAGCAAAAUGUUUCCCUAGAAGUUUUGUCACAGGUCAGGACUCCAAAGGUAGGUCCAAUCAGCCAGAAGGCUCACCUCUGUGAGAAAUGUGUCCCAAUCCUGAAAGACAUUUUGCACUUGGCUUGCCUACCUGGGCAGAAACCAUACUUGACUGGGGCAUGUGCAAACCUACGACAGCUUCAGAAGCAUUUCAGUGCAAAGAAAAGUGACAUGGAUAGGGCAUCAUUUGUAAAGAGUUGCAUAUUCCAUGUGCCAGGGCAUCCCUUCACCUGUAGGAAGGUUGGAAAGGACUUCCCAGCUACUUUGGGCCUUCUCCAGCACCAGAUCACUCCCACUUGUGAGAAACUCAACAAAAUCACCAAGUGUGGGGAGGCCUUUCAUGGUAGGAGAAGUCAUUACAAGUUGUGUGAAUGUGGGAAAGCUUCCAGCUACAAACAGAGUCUUGUUUACCACCCAAGUGUCUCUACUAGGAAAAGGGUUUAUGAGUCUAGCAAAUAUGGGAAAGCCUUGCGCUGUAAGUACUCACUUGUUCAGCUCCAGAGAGUCCACACUGGAGAAAGGCCUUAUGAGUGCAGUGAAUGUGGAAAAUCUUUUAGGCAAAGAGCCACCCUCAUUAUACACCAGAGAGUUCACACUGGAGAAAGGCCUUAUAAAUGUGGCGAGUGUGGAAAAUCCUUUAGUCAGUGCUCCAAUCUUAUUGAACACUGCAGAAUUCACAGUGGAGAAAGGCCUUAUGGGUGUGAGGAAUGUGGAAAAGCCUUUGGGUGCAAAUCCAAUCUUGUUCGGCACCAGAGAACCCACACUGGAGAAAAGCCUUAUGAGUGCAGUGAAUGUGGGAAAUUCUUUAGACAAUGCUUCACGCUUGUUCAACACUGGAGAAUUCACACCACAGCAAGGCCUUUUGUGUGUGUCCAGUGUGGGAAAUCCUUUAGCCAAAGAGCCACUCUCAUUAGACACCAGAGAGUUCACACUAGUGAAAGGCCUUAUGAGUGUGGGGCAUGUGGGAAAGCCUUUGGAUCCAAAUCCAAACUCAAUCGGCACAACAGAUGUCACACUGGAGAAAGGCCUUAUGAGUGUGCUGAAUGUGGGCAGUCUUUCAGACAAAGCUACAGCCUCGUUGAACACCAGCGAAUUCAUAGUAGAACAAGGCCCUUUGAGUGUGGCCAGUGUGGGAAGUCCUUUAGCAGAAGAGCCAUCUUCACUAAACACCAGAGAAUUCACACUGGAGAAAGGCCUUAUAAAUGUGGCGAGUGUGGGAAAUCCUUUAGUAGAAGCACCAGCCUUAUUCAGCACUGCAGUAUUCACACUGGGGCAAGGCCUUAUGAGUGUGGGCAGUGUGGAAAAUCCUUCAGGCAAAAGUCUGUCCUUAUUCAACACCAGGUAGUUCACACUGGAGAAAGUCUUUAUGAAUGUGGUGAAUGUGGGAAAUCCUUUAGCCAGUGCUCCAGCCUCAAUCUCCACCGAAAAUUUCACACCAGGGAGAGGCCCCAUGAACACAGGAAGUAUGGGAAAUCCUUUACUCCAAACAGCUAACAUUGUUUAGUACCAGGAAGUCCACACUCUGAGAAAGGCCUUAGACCUCAAGGAAUUGCUGUCUCCUCAUUCAUUAUAAUAGCACUAGACAGCUUCUGUGAGGGAGCCGUCUGCCUUGAAAUUGAACCUCAUACCUCCCACUUUCCAGAGGGGUUAAAUUCCCAAUGAGUUCCAGGGACCUGUGAAGCUUACAGGAGCUACAUUCCAUGUUCUAAACUCCCCAGGGCCCUUGUCAGAGUUACAUCUCUGAUAUUUUCUCUGGUAGAACCCACCUCACCUCUCCUGCCUUGCACAGUAUUUCAUUGGUCACCCUGAUGUGCUAACACAAGGAAGAUGUCUGUGCUCUCUCCUAUUCCCUGGAGGAAAUCUUGAGUAGUCUGUGCCCUUACAUUUUCCUAUUUCCAGUUGAUUAAGUAUGAGUCUGACCCUUCAUCAAAAUUGUUGGUUUCACGUGACAUUUGUGGUUGAUAUUCCUGCCUCAAAGUCACCAACUGGUAAUUGCCUUGCCCCCUCCCCCCACCAUUGCUCUGGUUUGUGUAGCAAUAAAGGUCUUAUUGUUUAACCUA